This is a messenger RNA of Stylophora pistillata, 1094 nucleotides long. Its product is annotated as ribonuclease H2 subunit B. Gene Ontology annotation, biological process: RNA catabolic process. Gene Ontology annotation, cellular component: nucleoplasm; ribonuclease H2 complex. Lineage: Eukaryota; Metazoa; Cnidaria; Anthozoa; Scleractinia; Pocilloporidae. The record is from RefSeq and is a predicted model, not a curated record.
GGGCUGUACGAACAUUUUUACUAUACCGCACCUACAAUAUUUUCGAAACAAUGCCAAGGAACAUCCACAAUGACAACAGUAAAUCCAGAGAAGUGAAUCAGUGGGUAUUCAUUGCUUCAGAGAAUGCCGUGUGUGGCCAAGAAGGCGACGAAUUAGAACCUGUGUUCAUAAAGAUUCCACAUCCUCGCACAGGAAACAAUCAGCAGUUUUUGCUCACUCACAGUGGGGAAAAGAUCUUUGAAGUCUUGAAAUUUACUGAAGAACCCAGAUCAUGGUUUAUAGAGGACUCUGUGCAAAAAGAUGGAAGCCUCUUUGUCAUAACUCCAGUGGACCCACUGUUUCUUGUUUUACCAUAUCUCACCAAAUAUUCUCAAAAGUUUAGAACCCUUGAUCAGCUUCUUUUGGAUGACGAGCACCCUCCAAUCUGCAGACUGACUGGUUGUCUUAGCUCUGAUGAGAUUCUUAAUAUCUGCGAUGUUAAGGGUGAUGAUGAUCUUCAAGUGUUCAGGCUCAAUAACGAUAAGACGACAGCCUGGUUGAAAGCAAAGGUUGAACAGACUGCAAAUAGUCUCUCGCUGAGUGGUGUCCAUGUUUCCAAAGGUUCUCAGAGUGCAACAUUUGUAAGGAGUAGACGACACAUAGAUGCCACACGAUCUGACUUUGUGAGAUAUGCAUUUGGGUUGGUAUCUGAAUAUCUGUCCUUGCGGUGGAGUGAAAGACUCAAGGAAUCAUUGGGCAUCACAGAUGAGGCACAGUUAUCAUCUCCAGAAGAACCUCCUACAAAGCGAGCCAAAGUAACUGACGAGAUUCCUGAAGCUACAGAGGAUUAUUCCAAAGAAUUCAGCAAGCUGAAUUCUAAAACUGAAAGUGAUAAGACUGCCACGAAGUUAACAGCAGCACAAAAGUCACUAUCCAAGGUGGAUAAGAAAGGAAUGAAAUCGAUAUCAAGUUUCUUUGGAUGUGCAAGUGGUAAAAAGGCCAAAACGAAAUAGUAAUGUAAUGUAAGUUGUUGCUGUUAGUAGUUGUUUGGAUUCCGUUUUAUAAAAGUGAAUUGUUACCCAAUCACCUUUUUUAGUAAAAACGUUUUUCAAGUA